AUGCCAGUAACAACUUCCGUUAUAAGAAACCUGAGGAAAAGAAAUUUUGAACAACUUCGACCGUAUACCGCCGAGAGGAUACAAGCUAGAAAUCAAGGUGUACCAGUUGAAGUAGAUAAAGAAGUUCUUCGGAAUGAGAAUAGUAUAAUAGAAACUUACGGUGGUUAUGUCGAAGACGAAACAGACUUAUCAUUUGUUGAAAAUGAUGUAGGGGAAUCACAGGAAGAUCAAUGGCAUUUUGAACAAGAAUCACAAGGAGGGAAAAAAGUUCUAGGGAUGUCAAACCGUCAAAAUUUCGGCAGGUCUCCAACUCCAACAAAUCAACCAAAUGUAUCAAGAGAUAUUGCCCGUCAAAAUGUUGGUUUAUCUACAUCAAGAAAGCAAAAUGUAUCACAGAAUGAAUCACGGAAGGUUAGUGUUGAACGUCAACUUGUUACUUCACCUUCAACGUUAUUGGAUGGCGACUUAAGUCCUGAAUCGAGUAAUGAAGAAGAAAUCGAAUCAGAAUUUAGUAGUAUUCAUGAUGAAUCUGUUUCUAAUUCAAAUGAUGAAAGUAAUGAAGUCGAAAUACACGAUGUGAACCUAAUAAGUAGCGAUGAUGAGACAAACACUAAUUACAGGACAACGAGUGAUAUUAUUUCCCAGCGUGCUUCAAUAUCAUCUCGAUCAUCUCGACCACUUGAACAAAACUUGGUAUCGAAAAAGCUAAAAGAUUUGCUGCAAUGGGCAGAUAUAACACCAGUAUCUUCACCAAAUGAUAAAAACUUUCCAAUUGAAAAAUAUUUAGAACUCUUUGAGGAACUUCACAAAAAUAUUUAUGUAGGAAAUCCCUGGCCAGAACAAGCAAGAUCUUUAAUAAGGGAUUUGAUGAUGUAUUGGGCAGGAUGGCGACCUAAUAAUAAUGGAAUAAAUAAUUGUUAUAAAAUUUUAGUGAAAUUAAUUGUGAUUGUGCCAAUUAAUGCGUGUAAUGUACCGGAUAUUACCAUCUUGACUCAAAGAUAUCUUGAUUUGACAUUACAGUUGCUUGGACGUAUAAUAGAUGAUACACCGAUAGAUCAUGUAAAUGAAUUUAUUUCAAAAUUCAAUAAACAUACUAGAGUUUUAAUAAACAAUAUGCGUUGCAAAGGGGUUCAGGACAAAGCCAAUGAAAAUAUAGUGAUUUCGAUUUGUUCGGUCAUUGCUUUGAUCAAUAAGAAACCAAUGAGCGAAUAUAUUUUAAAUAGGUUCACUUAUAUUUCAAAAAGAAAUCAAGAAUGGAUAAUAAGAACUUUAAUGUUAUUGAACCAAGCAUUAAAGAUGUUAACUAGUUAUGGAACUGGCACAAAGCAAACUCUUUUGGAUUUAUUUGAGUUGCUCAAACGAAAGUGUCGAGAUGAAAGAAUGGACCCUGAAAUUAAAUUAAAAGCAAAAGAAUGCUUGGAAACGGUAAAGGCAAUUAAUUAA
This is a messenger RNA of Funneliformis mosseae, 1443 nucleotides long. Lineage: Eukaryota; Fungi; Glomeromycota; Glomeromycetes; Glomerales; Glomeraceae. The record is from the annotation of a GenBank genome assembly.